Aphanomyces invadans is the source of this 668-nucleotide messenger RNA. RefSeq lists its product as hypothetical. Gene Ontology annotation, cellular component: membrane. The transcript is spliced from 3 exons. Bases 51 to 449 code for a protein of 132 amino acids. The record is from RefSeq and is a predicted model, not a curated record. Lineage: Eukaryota; Oomycota; Saprolegniomycetes; Saprolegniales; Verrucalvaceae.
GGAGUUGGCUGAAAAACUCUCGACUGCUAUCGUGUUCCGCUGUCUUGAGCAUGGGUGUCCAUGCAAGGGCAGUGUCGGCCGCUCUGCUCGUGAUCAUCGGAUCGUGCUCAGGCCAGCAAUUAGCUGGAGCAUCGCUGAACUCAUGUGUCCCCGCGGGAGAGUGUCUUCCUUGCGCCAAAUCUGAAAUGAGCGAACCCUUUUGCAAAGCGAGCGGACACAAGCUGGAGCUAUUGUGUUUAGUUGAUGGUGCCAACACUACAACGUUCAAGUCCUGCACUCUUGUUUCCACUGCGUACCAAGGGUUCCAUGACGUCAUGAUGUUUGAGGUGGUGAUGCUCCUGGUGCUCCUUGUGGCGUUCCAAGCUCUUCGAAAAGAGAAAUUGAAACACGUGAGCUCGUUUGACAUGCGAAAGGAUCUCAAGCAGCCCAGCAAACCAUUUGAGAUUUGAUCAUGGAUCGUCGUUUAGACACCAUGCACUUUUCCUUCAUUUAUUCAAGCGAUCGCCUUUGGUCGUUUCAACGUGAACUUCAUGCAGCCCGUGUGAAAAUGGCGCAUUGAAUGGCUAUACACAUCGCACCUGCAAGCGCUGAGCCAGGUCAUAUUCAUGACACGAGAGCGCGGCCGAUGCGCAAAUAUGUUGGAAAGCAAAUAUCCUGGUCCAUGUGCA